AUGAAAGAUUAUAUUGGAUACGCUUAUGCUUUUACUAUUGGUUUAGGAGGAGUCUUUGGAUUUUUGAAAGCCGGAAGUACAAGUUCUUUGGUGGCCGGGUUGACGUUUGGUUCUUUAGCUGCAUAUGGUGCACAUCGAGUCAGCAACAAUUCAAAAAACGUUGGUCUAGCUUUGAUUGUUUCGGUUUUGUUGCUUGUUGUGAUGAGUUCCCGUUUUUACAAAAGCGGAAAAGUCAUGCCUAGUGGUGUUGUCGCUAUUCUCAGGUGA
This is a messenger RNA of Acaulospora morrowiae, 267 nucleotides long. The record is from the annotation of a GenBank genome assembly. NCBI's taxonomy places the organism in Eukaryota, Fungi, Glomeromycota, Glomeromycetes, Diversisporales, Acaulosporaceae.